This is a messenger RNA of Limulus polyphemus (Atlantic horseshoe crab), 3230 nucleotides long. Its product is annotated as steroid receptor RNA activator 1-like. The transcript has 7 exons. Gene Ontology annotation, cellular component: nucleus. NCBI's taxonomy places the organism in Eukaryota, Metazoa, Arthropoda, Merostomata, Xiphosura, Limulidae. Bases 29 to 982 code for a protein of 317 amino acids. Gene Ontology annotation, biological process: regulation of transcription by RNA polymerase II. The record is from RefSeq and is a predicted model, not a curated record.
CAUUCAAGUUCACUUUAUCGUGGCAAAGAUGGCAGCGUUCAGUAGCACAAGUACUACUACUACUAGUAGUAGUAGGUCUGGAAACCAAGACCGUGCUUGGAAUGAUCCACCUGUAUGUGAUUUUAAUGAAACUGGACAGACCAUACCACCCAAAAGAACUCCACUUAACAAGCGUAUAUCAUAUCCUCAGGAUGUAAAAACUGUACCAACUACUAGCUUAAAUCAUAAUCCCAUGAGUUUAGUCAUUGUUCCUAAAGGUGAAUCAACUAACACUGUAGUGCUACUUCCUCCGUCAUCUGACACAGCAGUGCCACAUACGUGCCCUACUGUACCUGUACCACUCGUAGAUGCUGUUAUGUCCAUCAAACCAUCCUUAACGUCUGUGGAAUCUUCUAACCCUAACCCAGAAACUUGCGAUACCAAGGAAGAAUGUACCGGUGAAGAAAUGUUGUCUUUGUCGAUGAAUUUUCUGGAAGAGAUAUUUCAGAAAUGCACAGUAGUGAUGAAAAAACGGACGGCAGAUGACGUGAAACGUAGACUUGCUCUUCUUUGGUCUCAGUGGAAAGAGAACAAACUAACUGAUGAGGUUAAGAGGAAAAUGUAUCUUUUAGCAAAAGAUCUAAAAGAAGAGGAUUUUCAAUCAGCUCUCAAAAUUCAUCUUAACUUAAUGGUAGACCAUGUUGGAGAGGUCAGUCAUUGGAUGGUUGGUGUUAAGCACUUAAUUCAUGAAGCACAAAAAGUAUCUUCUAACACUGAAGGGAAUCGGGAAGAAAAAUCUCUUAAAGAACAAGAAGCAAAUCCAGUAGAACAACUGAAGAGUGUUGAAGAAACUGCUGUGGAACAACUGAAAAGUGUUGAAGAAACUGCUGUGGAACAACUGAAAAGUGUUGAAGAAACUGCUGUGGAACAACUGAAGAGUGUUGAAGAAAAUGUCGUGGAAGAAUUAAUGAAAGGUACUUCAGGAGAUCCUGUAGUUAAUUAAAAUACAGCUAAAUUAAAUCUCUGAAAAUCUCUUGUGCUAUCAUAUGAGAUUCAUAUAUAAGGAUCUUAUGAUGUCAGUUUCUUUGUUUUCUUCAUCAUUUUUAUAUAUAAGACUAUUGGAAAUGUAAUGUGACUGUUGAACACAUCUCUUUGUUGACGUAACAAAGUAUUUUUCACUUUGUUUCUCCAUCAUGGACCUCCAAACUACAAGCUCUCAUGUGCAGAGUUUUCAAGCUUUUUUUUUGUCGAAUUUAGAUGACUAAAUAAGAAUUAGCAUAGAAAAGUAAUAUUAUUACCUGGAGACUUCAAUAAAAAUAAAUUAUUAUUUUCAAUUGGUGUGCCUAAAAUCCAGAUGGUAUAUUUUUUUACCUGCUUAUGAACUUAAAGAGGAUAUCUGAUAUUAACUAGUUUCAGAAAUAUAACUGUGCCUCGUAGUAGUCUCUGAUUUCAACCAAAUGUUUGUGUUUAGCCAGGUCAAUAAAACUUUGAAUGACACAGUUGCAAACGAUUCUGUUUGUAAUGAUUAGGGAGUUUUAUAAGGCUCAGAAUUAUUAAUUUGUUUCUGAAAUUAACAUCUUUAUGGCUUGAUAAGUUCUUAUCUAAGAAAAACAGUUAUGCUCAUUGAUGAGAAAGGAUAAAUUUGUAAAGAACUGAUAGCAGCUUGCCUGCAGACAUUAGAACCAUGGUUAUUAGAGGUUUAUAGUUAUUGUAAAGUUUUCUUUUCUAUUUUUUUUACAAAUCACUCAACUUUUCUUUAAAAUAUCGACGUGCAGUGGCCACUUCCCCCUUCCUUUGGUACACGUACUAGGGAAGUCUGUCCCAUUGUUUGAGAUCCUCUGGUCAAGAAUAAUAUUGAUAUUUGUGACAUAUUUAUUCUGUUUGUGAUUUUGAAAUAAUACUCAAUGAAUCUGUUAUAAUCUUGAUUUGAUUGAAAAACUGAGCUAUAGACUCUUGUCUGGUAUAAAGGAGAAAUUCUUUAAUCAAGACUGUUUGACUUAUGAUGAAAUUGUUUAGAAAACAAACAUUUUCUGUAUUAAAGUGUUGUAGCUGAUGAUCAUUGGUGAACACCUGCUUCUUUUGUGCACGAUCAGAAAUAUAUAUAAUUCUUUUCAUUUACAGGAAAUGCCAGCUAUAAUCAUCUACUGUAUGAUAUCAGUUCAGUUCUCAGUAAGAAAGAAUAUUUUAAGGCUCAUGGCUUUAGGUAGAACUCUGAAUUUGUCAUGUUUUAUUUAUGAUUAAUUAAUUAAUUUCAACAAUUGAACAAUCUCAUGGAUUUGGGUACAACCCUGAAUUUGUCAUGUUUUCCUUACAAUUAAUAGAUUAAUUUCAACAAUUGAACAAUCUCAUGAUUUUAGGUAGAACUGUGAACUUGUCACUUUUUCUUUACAAACAAUUCAUUAAGUUUAACAUUUAAAUAUUAAUGUUUUGUUAUCCUUACUGUUUAUCUAUAUUGAUGCAAUAUCCACUUAUCUUCCAAUUUGGGUAAUCUUUUAAACAUUAUUAGAACUACAGAAAAUUAAGUUAGAUAAACAGAUACUUUAUAUUCACGGGGAAUUAUAAAAAUUUACAUUUCUGAACAAAGUAUGUGUUCUUCACUAUAAUUUCAUGCUGAUGUUAACAGACAUAAAAUUGAUACAGAUAAGAAAAAUAAUUUUCUACUUGGUUAGAUUACCAUUGGUAAUGACACAAAUUAUUGUUUAAUUUUGUUGGAAUGAUUGUUGUUGUUGUUUUAUUUGUUGGUGACACUUUUUGCUUCUGUUCUUCAAAAAAUACAGAGAGAAUUUUAAAAAAAUUGUUUUUGAAACUUUGUAAAUACUUUUGAUACUGUUUUGUUUGCUUAACUUAUAAAACUCUAGUUGGGUAGUUUUCUUGUUUUGAUAUUUUUGAUAGUUGAUCUUAUGUCUGUGCUGUUUUAGUCCUGCUUACAAUUGUAGGAAGGUGUUAACUAACACUGCAGUUAAAUUUAAAUAAAACAAAGAACGUGCUUCACGAGAGAGUUUAGACAUGAUAAUACAAAGGUAUCAUUCUGAAAAAUUAGGAAAAAAUAUAUUCAUAUUAACUUCCUAUCAGAGUAAGCUACCUACUUGGAUCAAAACUAAAACUCAACCUAAUAAUGGGUAUAUAUAAUCAGGUAUGCUCUUCUACUUUUAAAUAUUAUAAAGUUGAGUACCGUCACUGUUAAUAACAUUUGUGGCCGUAAACCCAAUAAUAUCUCGGUAGAUUCAUAAAGCUUGGGGGAUUUAGGUGAA